Ruditapes philippinarum (Manila clam) is the source of this 1375-nucleotide messenger RNA. RefSeq lists its product as uncharacterized. The coding region runs from base 126 to 476 and encodes 116 amino acids. Lineage: Eukaryota; Metazoa; Mollusca; Bivalvia; Venerida; Veneridae. The transcript is spliced from 2 exons. The record is from RefSeq and is a predicted model, not a curated record. Gene Ontology annotation, biological process: signal transduction. Gene Ontology annotation, molecular function: protein binding.
UAUCGUAAUUAUAUGCUAAGCUUCAUAAAACAACACUAAGAAAAUCUUUAAACGGAAAAACUGUUUUUUGUAAACUUUUCUCGUUUUCUACUUUAGGUUAAUAACAGACAAUUUCGACAAUUCCGAUGGCUCAAUGUCAGCAAGUUCCUAUGGAAGGCCAAUACGACGCUCCAACGAAACAGUUAAAUGAGCAACAAUUAUGUCGAGUCGCUGAAGCUAUUGGUAGGAACUAUGAACUUCUCGCGAUUGAGCUAGGUAUAACAGAAGUGGAAUUAGACAGAAUAAUGGGUGAUUACAGUACUACCAUACAGAAGGUUCUUGGGAUGCUCCGACUUUGGCAGAGAAAAUUAGGAGAAAGGGCAACAAUGGAUGUACUUUAUAACGCGAUUAGCAGGAAAAAGGGCGUUGUCACGGUCAAUAAUGCAAUUUUAGAAGAAGUGAUUUCAGACAUGUCACGUGUGGUAUCACUUAGAUAAUUUGUUCUAUUGGAAACACAUCAACUUCAUUGAUCAUUAAAAUACUAAAUUGUCCUGAAAGAAAAAUGAACAAUUCUACUUUUCAAUGUAUAACACUAGCUUCGUAAUUCAAUAUAGCAGACAUGAUAUAGAUAAUUAUACAUAGAAAAAUAAUAUAGAAGAAAACUGUUUACGUAAUAUUAUGAAUAAUUUGUGUUAGAUGAUCCAAGUGAAUUUGUUGUAAAAUAAUCUGAGAUAGAUUGUGCAAAUUUUACUAUAUUUCAACCUGCAAUGUCAUAUUCUUCGUGAAAAAGCCAGUCUUAGCAAGUAGCUUUUGGAGAAACUCUUUUAAUCUCAUUUGAGGCAGUUUUGACGGUCACACUUUUAAGUUCCAUUUUGAUUUUUUGUCAUAAAAAUUGAAUUAUCAUUUUUAAGUUUUGUCAUUGAAUAUAUCGGUUUGUAAUAGUAUAUGUAAAACGAAGCAAACAUAGUAUAAACAAUGUAAAGAAUUUUAAAAAAAAGUUUUUAGAAUAUGUAAGAAUUUUCUUGUUUGAAAAGAGCAUAUUUUUUUUCGCAAGUUAAAACCAUUUACGUUCAAUUAUGCAUAAAAUGUCUGUAAGCAUCUAUAACAAAUCGAUUCUUACCUCUUUCAUUAGCUGAACAUCAUCAUAUGUUGAAUAGGAAUAAGGAUAGAAGACACUUCCACAGAUUUCCAGUCAUUAUAAGCCUAGAUCAUGGACAAUUGAUUGACUUAUUGAUCCUUAGAAAUGAAUAUUCUUGAAUUAUUGUUAAAUUCAAAGCGUCAAACAAUUUUACAUCAACUUUUAGAAAAUAAAAAUAUUUUUAGAAAAAUAAUUGACAUACUGUUAUUUAGAAUUGUAUUGUGAUUUGUGUUGGAAAUAAAACUGAUCAUAACCACA